This is a messenger RNA of Zygotorulaspora mrakii, 1779 nucleotides long. RefSeq names its product Rtg2p (gene RTG2). Bases 1 to 1779 code for a protein of 592 amino acids. The record is from RefSeq and is a predicted model, not a curated record. NCBI's taxonomy places the organism in Eukaryota, Fungi, Ascomycota, Saccharomycetes, Saccharomycetales, Saccharomycetaceae. Gene Ontology annotation, biological process: regulation of transcription by RNA polymerase II. The transcript has a single exon.
AUGUCAGCAAUUUCAGAUAAUGAUGAGGAGACGGAGGUUGUAUCGAGAAACUUGUGCGGUGUGGUUGAUAUUGGCUCCAAUGGUAUAAGAUUCAGCAUAUCCUCGAAGGCAACGCAUCAUGCGAGGAUAAUGCCUUGUGUUUUCAAGGACAGAGUUGGAAUUUCUCUUUUCGAAGUUCAAUAUGCUGCAAACUCUUUAGAGAAAGCUCCAAUCCCCUCUGAAACUAUCAAAGAAAUAUGUGCGGCCAUGAAGAGAUUUAAGCUUAUAUGUGAAGAUUUUGGUGUUCCAGAAUCGAGCGUAAGAGUAGUAGCAACGGAGGCUACUAGAGAAGCUUUGAAUUCUCAAGUUUUCGUCGAUGCGAUAUAUGAUUCUACUGGCUGGCAGGUGGAGCUACUGAAGAGGGAAGAUGAAGGCAGAAUAGGCGCGUAUGGUGUAAUUUCAUCAUUCAAUAUGGUAAGCGGUCUAUAUAUGGAUUUAGGUGGAGGCAGUACACAGAUCUCUUGGAUCAAAUGUAUUAAUGGCGAAAUUACUCAGUCAGCAAAUCCAGUAUCGCUACCGUAUGGUGCAGGAGCCCUCUCUCGUAGGAUGAAAUUAGAAGAUAAAAGGGCGUUGUUUUUGGAGAUUAAGGAGGCAUAUGGCAGGGCGAUGGAGACGAUCGGAAUACCGGAAGAGAUGCUACUAGAGGCAAAGGAAAAGGGUGGAUUUGACUUAUACACUUGCGGUGGCGGCUUAAGAGGCAUGGGUCACCUGCUUCUCUCGCGUUCCACAGAUUAUCCAAUUCAAACAAUCAUCAAUGGAUUUUCGUGCUCUUAUGAAGAAUUUUCUGCUAUGUGUGACUAUUUGUUUUUAAAGGGCAAAAGGCCAGGUUUGAAAGACCGCAAGACUUUUAAGGUGUCCGACAGAAGAGCAUCGCAACUUCCUGCUGUCGGUUUACUCAUGAGUGCAGCCUUCGAUUCUCUACCGCAAGUGAAAACAGUGCAUUUCAGCGAGGGAGGUGUUAGAGAAGGUACACUUUAUUCUAUUUUACCAAGAGAAAUCCGUGCUCAGGACCCUUUGAUUAUUGCAUCAAGGCCCUACGCUCCACUCUUAGCAGACAAAUAUUUGCAAUUGUUGAAAGAGGCGAUUCCUGAAGGAGAAGUGCCAGAGAUUACGUUCAAGAGAAUUGCUCCCGCUCUCUGUAAUCUGGCGUUUGUUCAUGCCUCCUACCCAAAGGAAUUGCAACCGACCGCUGCCUUGCAUGUCGCCACAACCGGCAUUAUUGCUGGAUGUCAUGGUUUAUCCCAUAGGGCUAGAGCACUCGUUGGGAUUGCUCUCUGUAGCAGAUGGGGCGGAGAUAUACCAGAAGUUGAAGAACAAUAUAUGCGCUCCCUGGAAGAAAUAGUCAUGCGUGAUGGAAAUAAGCUUGAAAGGAAAAGAAUAAUAUGGUGGACUAAAUAUAUUGGUACUAUCAUGUACGUCAUUUGUGGUGUUCAUCCGGGAGGAAAUUUAAGAGAUGGCGUCUUCAAUUUCUGUAUCUUAGAGAAAGAUGAACCUACAGAUCAGUUGACAAGCUUGACAAUUGAUGAAGCACUCUCCGCUCAAUCAAAUGAUGCCAAUGUCAACAGCGCAAACCGUGCAAAGCGUGAGUUUGAAGUCGUGGUGAAAAUUAGCAAAGAUGAUUUAAAAACAAGUGCGUCAGUUCGUUCCAGAAUCAUAACCUUGCAGAAGAAGAUAAGAAAACUUUCUCGUGGUAGCUCAGAGAAAGUCAAGAUUAGUGUGCAGUUCUACGAGGGACAAUGA